AGACUUCUGCCAUGGCAGUGCUACCUCCCGUGUGCCCCUGCCCCACCGCAAUUUCUUGAGUGUCGUGUUCGUAUAUACAUAACCUCGCUUGGAUCAUUACAACCAUUUAUAUUAAAUAACAGAGAUUUUUUAAACUAAAGCUAAAUAAUAGUGUUAAAAUUGUGAGAACCAUGGAUCUUACAUUGAUUUUCGCAACAGUUUCGGGAUUAGUCAUAAUUGUGUUGUUUGUUUUUGUAUUUUUUCAGUAUAAAAAACCAGAUGAAGCAAAGCUAGCUGGUGUCAGACGACCCCAGCCAGCACUCAGGGACUUGCCCAGGAGAGCAGUUGGUGCCAGAAAUGCCAGAGUUCGCCUCAGAGCUGCAGCAGGCCGAGAGGAUGAGGAAGAAGAUGAUGCAGAAGAGAGAGCAGCUCCUAAUUCAGAGAUCGAUGACUCCAAGAUGGGAGCUAAAAAACGAGCUAAACUAGAAGCUAAGGCCGAGAAAAAAGCACAGAGGGAGGUUCAAGAGAGAGAAAGGGAAGAAAAAAAGCGGAAGAAAGAAUUGCUUGAUGAGGAAAGGAAAAAGGCUGAAUUUAAAGAAAAAUUAGAGGAGGAAAAGCGACUAGAACAAGAAAAAAAAGAAAAAGAAGAAAAAGAAAGACAAGAGUAUGAAGAAUAUUUGAAACUAAAAGAAGCCUUUAGCAUCGAACAAGAAGGCUAUGAUGAAUCUGAGAGCGAAGAGAAUAAAUCAAAUCUCUUACAGGAUUUCAUCUCUUAUAUUCAGACAAAUAAGGUUGUUGUUUUGGAAGACCUUGCAGCGACGUUCAAGUUAAAAACACAAUUUGUUAUUGACAGAAUUCAAGAUUUGCAAACAGAAGGAAGAAUUACAGGGGUUAUUGAUGACCGAGGCAAGUUUAUCUACAUAAGUCAAGAAGAGCUGGAAGCUGUAGCCAAGUUUGUCAAACAGAGAGGCAGAGUAUCAUUGACAGAAUUGGCAGAAAAUAGCAACAGACUUGUCACUCUAGUGCCCAGUGCUUAGACUGCAAGUUUUUUCAUGUGGAAAUAUAAAGGCUAAAAAUA
Macrosteles quadrilineatus (aster leafhopper) is the source of this 1057-nucleotide messenger RNA. It is a transcript of the gene Ddrgk1, whose product is annotated as DDRGK domain-containing protein 1. NCBI's taxonomy places the organism in Eukaryota, Metazoa, Arthropoda, Insecta, Hemiptera, Cicadellidae. The coding region runs from base 171 to 1016 and encodes 281 amino acids. The transcript is spliced from 6 exons. The record is from RefSeq and is a predicted model, not a curated record.